Messenger RNA from Rhineura floridana, 1043 nucleotides. RefSeq names its product epithelial membrane protein 1-like. Gene Ontology annotation, cellular component: plasma membrane. The record is from RefSeq and is a predicted model, not a curated record. Lineage: Eukaryota; Metazoa; Chordata; Lepidosauria; Squamata; Rhineuridae. The transcript is spliced from 4 exons. Bases 55 to 552 code for a protein of 165 amino acids.
UUUGCUCAAGAUCCCAGCUCAGCUUCCUGAAGAUUCAGGUAGAGACUUCUGGCAAUGCAGCGGGUCCUUCUCACUGUCAUCAGUCUGGGCCUCUCUCUGCUCAGUUCCACGCUGCUCCUCACUGCCAUGUGCACCAAUAACUGGAUCGUUCGGCCCACUGUUUGGGGCAAUUACUAUGAAGGACUGCAGAAGUUCUGUCUACUGUCGAAAUGUGAAUCCUUGCAACGAGAUUGGGUGUAUAAUGUGUUUGUUUUAGGAUUCCUAAGUUUGGGGGCAGUGGCUGGAUUUACGUGCAAUAUUCUUUCAUUGCUCGUACAGAUAUGCGGAAAGAAGGAGCUGAUGCACAGAUUUGUGCGCAAUGCAGGUUUACUAUCAGUGAUGGGUACAAUGAUUGGCAUGAGCGUGUACACAGGGAGAUACACUCGCAAUUUUCCUCUAGCGUUCCAUGGCUGGUCCUUUUUCUUGGCCUGGUGCUGCUUUCCCCUUUCCCUUGCUGCAGCUACAAUAGCAAUGGUUAAUGAGAUAUUCCACAAAAGAGAAGAAGCUUCAUGACAUCAUUGGCAAACUUCAUCAGAAACCUAGCAGGAACUCCUCUGAAAUGGAUGGGAAGGAAUGAGAUGGAGCCUGAGCUCUUGCAGACGGACUAGGAAUCACUGGAGACUGGUCCAUCUGGGUGAAUGGGGCACUACCCCACCAAGCUUAGUCUACCUUCAGCCCUUCCCUGCCUGCUUUACUUACAACCAGCCCAGGGAGGUGGCCCUGGCUGUCUGCUUCCUCCUCUUUAGUAUCCGUUUUGCCCUUGGAGAACUCAUCAAGGAAGGGAAUGGGGACAAAACUAGAAUUAGUUGGCUCUGCCUGUCAUUGGCUCUGGCUCUUCCCAUUAUAGACUCUGGUUCCACUUACAAUUGGCCCCCACACUUUCCACCCAACCAGUACCAAAUAUAUAUAUCUUUGAACUUUGCAAAUCCCAGAUAUAUAUAUAUCUGAACUUUGCACAACACAUAGUGCAUGGGCACCUGACCUUCAGUUCCUUCACAUCUUCC